Molecule: messenger RNA, 1734 nt
Organism: Scedosporium apiospermum
Lineage: Eukaryota; Fungi; Ascomycota; Sordariomycetes; Microascales; Microascaceae
Product: Methylmalonate-semialdehyde dehydrogenase [acylating], mitochondrial
Exons: 2
Coding region: 1-1734 (577 amino acids)
Biological process (GO): L-valine catabolic process; thymine catabolic process
Cellular component (GO): mitochondrion
Molecular function (GO): methylmalonate-semialdehyde dehydrogenase (acylating, NAD+) activity; malonate-semialdehyde dehydrogenase (acetylating, [NAD(P)+]) activity
Source: RefSeq, a predicted model, not a curated record
AUGCGCCGCUUCUCCGUCCGAAACCUCCAACGCGGCGUCCGCUGCCAAUCCACCCUUCUUCCCGGAAGAUCGCCACUCUGCGCCGCCUCCGCCAUGAGCCCCUCUUCCUCCUCCGCCGCCCAGGCGUCCCUCGCCGUCCGCCGACUCCACGCCACGGCGAAGCACCUCCAGAUCCCCGCCCACCUCGACUCCACACCGACCAGCUACAUCAAGACCCACGACAAGAUCGAGAAGCCCGAGGACACUCCUUACUUCAUUGACAAUGAGUUCAAGGCCUCCGCCACCACCGAGUUCAUCGACCUCCACGACCCCGCCACCAACAACCUCAUCACCCGCGUCCCCCAGAUGACCGAUGCCGAGCUCAAGGCCGCCGUCGCCAGCGCCGAGAAGGCUUUCCCGGCCUGGAAGGCCACUAGCGUCCUCGCCCGCCAGCAGAUCAUGUUCAAGUUCGUCGCCUUGAUCCGCGAGAACUGGGACAGGAUCGCCGCCAGCAUCACCCUCGAGCAGGGCAAGACUUUCCCUGAUGCCAAGGGUGAUGUUCUCAGGGGUCUCCAGGUUGCUGAGGCAGCGUGCUCGGCCCCCGAGCUCCUGAAGGGCGAGGUUCUUGAGGUUGCCAAGGACAUGGAGACGAGGACGUAUCGUGAGCCAUUGGGUGUCGUUGCCGCCAUCUGCCCCUUCAACUUCCCCGCUAUGAUUCCUCUAUGGUGUAUCCCUAUUGCCACAGUCACCGGCAACACCCUCAUCCUCAAGCCCUCCGAGCGUGAUCCCGGCGCCGCCAUGAUCCUCGCCGAGCUCGUCGCCAAGGCCGGCUUCCCCCCCGGUGUCGUUAACAUCAUCCACGGCGCCCACCGCGCCGUCAACUUCAUCCUCGACGAGCCCGCCAUCAAGGCCGUCAGCUUCGUCGGCGGCAACAAGGCCGGCGAGUACAUCUUCUCGCGGGGCUCCGCCAACGGCAAGCGCGUGCAGGCCAACCUCGGCGCCAAGAACCACGCCGCCGUGCUCCCCGACGCCAACAAGAACCACUUCAUCAACAGCGUAGUGGGCGCCGCCUUCGGCGCCGCCGGCCAGCGCUGCAUGGCCCUCAGCACCCUCGUCUGCGUCGGCGAGACCAAGGAGUGGAUCGCCGAGAUCGCCGAGAGCGCCAAGGCUCUCAGCGUCAACGGCGGCUUCGAGGAGGGCGCCGAUCUCGGCCCCGUCAUCUCCCCCGAGAACAAGGCCCGCAUCGAGGACCUCAUCGCCUCCGCCGAGAGGGAGGGCGCCACCAUCCUCCUCGACGGCCGCGGCUUCAAGCCCGCCAAGUACCCCAACGGCAACUGGGUCGGCCCCACCAUCAUCACCAACGUCACCACCGACAUGCGCUGCUACAAGGAGGAGAUCUUCGGCCCCGUCCUCGUCUGCCUCAACGUCGACUCCCUCGACGACGCCGUCGAGCUCAUCAACAAGAACGAGUACGGUAACGGCACCGCCGUCUUCACCAGCUCCGGCCCCACCGCCGAGACCUUCCGCCGCUCCAUCGAGGCCGGUCAGGUCGGCAUCAACGUCCCCAUCCCCGUCCCUCUCCCCAUGUUCUCCUUCACCGGCAACAAGAAGAGCGUUGCCGGCGGCGGUGCCAGCACCUUUUACGGAAGGCCCGGCGUCAGCUUCUUCACCCAGCUCAAGACGGUCACCGCCCUCUGGAGGUCCGGCGACGCCAUCUCCAAGAAGGCCGAUGUGGCUAUGCCCACUCAGUCGUGA